GAGAUUGGAGCACAAAAAGGGGAAAGAGAGAUAGAGAGAAGCCAAGAGUGGUGCUGCAGCAGCGUGAGGAAGAGAAGAACAAGGGAAAGAAAGAUAAGCUAAGCAAAGCAAAGCAAAGCAGCCCCCCUAAGAUCUCUCUGGUAAUUGUGAUAACAGCAAAAGAGGAUCUUUUGUGGACACAAUCAAAUUUCUGGGGUUGAAAGAUAAUCUAUUUUUCUGUGCGAAUUUGGGGUGUAGGUGAUUAUGGUUGUUGAUGAGAGGGUGUAGCUGAUUCGGCGGAAAAAGAGGAUUUUGGUGUGGAAUGGACAGGAUUAGAGAAGCCAGAAGAAGCACUAUGGCUGCAAAUGGAUUAACCAGACGAAGACACAGGACUAACAGUCUUAGAGACUCACCAGAGGAAGAUGGAGGCAUGGAGCUGCAAGAACCAUCCAGGUUGCGAGAUCGAGGAGGGAGUGGGAAAAAGGAUCGAGAUCGUGAAAGGGAGAGGGAAAGGGAGAGAGAUCGAUUGGGUCGGAGCAAGAAGAGAAGAGGAGAUAGGUUGAUGCAUAGCAGCAGAGAAGAUGGCGGAGAAGACACUUCUGAAGAGAGUAUCAACGAUGAGGACGAUGAUGACGACGAAGACGGUGGCGGCGGCGGAGGUAGCGCUUCAGUAAGAAUGCUUCCGUUGAACCCAUCUUCGCUCUCCAACCACCACCAUCGGAAGAGCUUCCCUCCGGCGAAAGUUUUAAGACCAACGCCGCCGACGACGUGGAAGGCCGCCGAUGAAAUGAUCGGAGUAUCCGUCCCCAGAAAAGCUCGCUCAGCCUCUACGAAGAGGUCGCACGAAUGCUGGGCUUCGAGCGGUGGCGGAAUCGUGGCGGAGCAAAAUCACCGACAGCCGUCGACCUCUCCGGUGAGGGCGGCGGCGCCGGCCUCGCCUUCAUCGUCGAACGCCUCUGUUAGGAAGAAGAUAGUGAGUUUCGGAAUCCGGAAGCAGAAUGGAGGAGCCAAGUUUCGACCACCCAAAACAACGACGACGACGACGACGUCCAAGCCCUCGUCUUUAGCGCAGGACGAGAUCGAAAUAGAGAUCGCGGAAGUGUUGUACGGCAUGAUGAGACAACCUCAGGGACCGUCGAAACAAGAUAUCGUCGCAAACGAUUCCAACAAGUUCGAUUCCCGAGAAUCUAAUAAAUCUUCCACCGAUGCCAAGUCACCGAUCUCCAACCCACAAAAUUCAAGCUCUUCCGCCACUCCCAUGUCCGCUGUUGCUCCGAAGAGGAAAAGACCGCGACCGGUGAAGCACGAGGAUGAGAAUCCGGCGAGUUUGAGCGUUCGGAGCAGUCCCAUUUCAUCAACGACAAAGGCUGAGAGCGAUCAGCCUUCAAAGAUGGAGACUUGUUCUUCCAAUUUGGAUAAGAACAACGUGGGGUCUGUCACCGAGAAUCUGGUGAAUUCUCAGACAGUUCAAGUUAUGCCGGAGAGCAACGAGCCUAAGCCGGCGACGGAGGUAGCGGAGAGGCAGAAAGAUGUGGUGGGGUUGUUGAGUGAGGUGGUGGUGUCUCCUCAGUCGCCCAAGAAGGAAUCUCCUGUGCGACAAGUAGCAGAUGAUGACCGUGAAGAUGUGAAAGCGACUAAAGCGAAUCACUCAAUAUCCGAGAGUGAAAAUCAGCGAGAAGAGAAGUUCCAGAUAGAUUUGAUGGCGCCACCUCCUCCCUUGAGGUCUUCCCCGGAAAGGGAUGCGGAGAAUAAUAAUAUGGUGGUUGACGCAGAAAAGGAAGUGAAGCCUAUGACAAAAGAGGACGAGAAAGUGCUGAGAAUGAACAAAGAAGUAGCAAUGGCUAUAGAAAUGGAGAAAGUAAAAGCAAAAGCCGAAGAAAAUGAUUCGCAGAAACCAGGUUUAUUGCAGAAAGAAAGAGGAAUUGACUUACAGCUUGAUUUGGAGAAAGCUGAUAGGGUAGAUACUAGUGGCAAUGUCGGUGGUAUGGUUAACAAGAAGCAGCAGCAACAUCAGAACGCUCAGAGGCAGCCACAGCCACAGCUGCAGCAAACGAACUCAGAGAAAAAUGUCCAAUCCAAUUCUUUGCCUCUACCAUUGUCUGUUCCAAGCUGGCCUGGCGGGCUUCCUCCCAUGGGAUAUAUGACACCUCUGCAAGGAGUUGUAUCGAUGGAUGGGACUCCUGUGACAUCUGCAGCCAUACCGCCUCCCCAUCUUCUUUUUAACCAGCCUCGGCCGAAAAGGUGUGCCACCCACUGCUACAUUGCUCGCAAUAUUUUGUAUCACCAGCAAAUCGCGAGGAUGAAUCCAUUUUGGCCAGCUGCAGCAGGUUCUGCAUCACUAUAUGGAGCCAAGCCCAGCAAUCUUAAUGUUGCACCCUCCACAGAAUUGCAUGGUAAUGUUCCUUGCAGGUCUGCAAACUCUUCCCAGGACAAAGGGCACGGUAUUGCCAUGUUUCCAGGACAUAUUGGGAAGGACAAAGCCUCUCAGCCUGCCAAUGUGGAUAAUUCAUCAAGAAAACAAAUUUUGCUUCAGCAAGCUUUACCCCCAGGAGCAGCACCUAGUAAUAUCUUGCAUGGCCCUGCAUUCAUAUUCCCGCUGAAUCAGCAGCAAGCAGCUGCUGCGGCAUCUGUACGGCCUGGAUCUGUGAAGUCUUUGCCAGUUUCUAGUAAUGGAGCCCCCUCCAGUGUGUCCAAUUCAGCUCCGCCGAAUGCUUGUGGCACGGGUGCUGCUGCGGGGGCAGCUGCACCAACAAUGAGCUUCAGCUAUCCAAAUAUGCCUGGCAAUGAAGCUCCGUACUUGGCCAUUUUGCAGAACAAUGCUUACUCAUUUCCAAUACCAGCACAUGUUGGUGGUCCACCUGGGUACCGUGGAACCCCCCAUGCUCAGGCUUUUCCGUUCUUCAAUGGCUCUUUCUAUUCUUCUCAAAUGCUGCAUCCUUCACAGAUUCAGCAGCAGCAACUUCCUGCUCAGUCACAGCAGCAGAGCCAACAGGGCCAUCAAAAUGCAAGUAUGUCUAGUGGAUCAUCCUCUUCUCAGAAGCAGCAUGCUCAAAACCAACAACAAAAGCCUAAUAAUAAUGCUACUGGGUCCAAUGGGGGUGGAAGCUUGCAAGGCUUUCCUGUCACCAAAAACCCACCAUCACUGCCACUGCAGUUGCAACAGCAACAGCCGCAGCAGAGGCAGAAUCAUCACCCUUCUCAUCCAGCUCGCCAGGUUGAGUCUGAGAUGGGUGGUGAAGACAGUCCAUCUACUGCUGAUAGUCGCCUCGCUCGCGCUACCAUGAAUAUUUAUGGCCAAAAUUUUGCAAUGCCUAUGCAGUCGCCUAACUUUGCUUUGAUGACACCUGCCUCGAUUAGUGCAGCAGGCUCUAACGGAGGUCACGGUGAAAAGAAACAACCCCAGCAGCACCCUGGUCCAAAGGCUGGAGGUGAAACAGCUCCUGCAUUUGCCAUGUCAUUUGCAUCCAUGAAUGGAGCCCCUGGCCUUGACCUCUCAUCUAUUGCACAGAACCCUUCAAUCAUGCCGAGUAAUCAUAACUAUCAUAUAAUGGCAGCAGCACAAGCUGCCAGUGCUCAGUUGAAGAAGAGUUAUCAUGCGGCUGAGGAAGGGAAAAAUGUAGUUAAUUCUUCUAAUCUAGACGAAGAUAGAAAAGCAAUAUCUGCUGGAAAAAUUCCGGCAACAAUGGGACAAUCCAUUGCAUUCGGAAGGCCAGAAGUAUCUGAUCCCUCAUUAGCGUCGUUAUCAGGCGGCAACAAUGUGAUUGAUACCUCGGGUCGUAAUCUAAACCUUGGUUCUGCUUCUUCUCGGGCUUCUACUUCUGUUAUGCCUGCUGUCAUCAGCACUAAUGCAGCCAGUUCUCAGCAACAAAUGCAGCGAAAUCAGCAGCAGCAGCAAAUUCUUCAGCAUCAGAAGCAGAAUCAAUUUGCAGCUGCAGCUGCCGCCGCUGCUCGCAACAAGACCCCAUCAACUAGCAAUGGCAGUGUUUACUCUGAUAACCUCCCCUCUACAUCUUCAAUGGCUAAUAAGUUUCCCAGUGCCGUAUCCGCAUUUCCUCAAAGCCUUGUACAGAGCAGUAACACCGUUGCUCAGUCACCUCAGUGGAAGAACUCUGUAAGGGCAACGACCACUUCACAGUCGCCCCCAUCCAUGGCUUCAACAACACCGCCCUCGUCAGUCAAAAACCUUCCACAGCAGCAGGGUCGUUCCCAGCAACCUCACACCCAAAUAUCUUUCGCGACAAAUCCAAAAUCAUCAGCAGCACAAGUGCAACCUUCAAGUUCGACCCAGUCCCCAUCUCCCCCAGUCAUGGUUGGCUCACCAACGACUUCAUCAAUGUCGAAAAAUACUGGUAGCCCAAGGACAACAUCAGCUUCAACAACCAACAAUAAGAUAAGCCAAAGUUCUUCCUUAUCCUCUCAGCAAGCCAAGAACUCUUCUGCUGUGCCGGCCCGUAAAUCGUCUCCUGUUGGCAGCAGGAAUGUGCCAUCAAUACUCAAUGUUCCUCAGCUAACUCCCUCUUCCAGCACUGGGAGUAAAUCUCAAUUGCCACAGAAGCAGCAGCCGCAGCAGCAAAUACCAAAGCAAGCAUUACAACAGGCCCAGCUUUUGUUCUCUAGUCCUUACGUGCAUCCGCAAUCCAACAGUACCACAUCCACCACCACAGUUCCAAGUGGUUAUUACCUUCAACAUCAACAACGGCGUGGCCCUGAGCAGAUGCAGCGACCGGGCUCUUCCCCGGCCGUAAACAAUGUGAAAGGCAGCAGUGCCUUACCUACACAGGGUCUUUUGCAUCCUGCACAGGUUGCUGCAAUGCAACCCUCUGGGAGCCACCCUCAGUUUGUUCCUACUGGCUUUUCUUAUGCUUCUUAUCAUGUUCAUUCUGUGCCCUCAGUUCAAGUGAAGCCAGCGGAGCAGAAACAACCUGCGGGUGAGUAGAAUGAUAUAAUAUCCUUUAUUUGCUGCACCCCUGUGCUUGCGGUUAUCAAAGAAGAAAGGUAUAUAGCUUGAGUGAAGCAUGUGAAUUGGCAUGGGAUUUUGAAGUGCAAGAUGGGGUCCCUCUCAAAUGGUGGGGUAAAAUGUCAUGUUGUUAUGUUGAUGAUGGAAUGCCGUAUGUGGAAAAAGCAAGCAAGCUGGUCACGGCCAACGAAGAUAGAGAUGAUUUGGAUUCCUCAAUUUUGGAAGAGAAAUCGACCAGACCAUUGAUGUGCCUGAAUUGUGUUUACUAAUUUGUUUGUACCCUUGUGUUUAUAAUCUGACAAAGUUGAUCCUGAAGUCUAAACAAAUUCGAUUGGUUUUUUUAGAAGGAUGUGGUGGGAAAAAAAAGGAUAAAGAAAAGAUGGAGGAAAGGAAGGGAAAGAACCACCUUUUCUUCUUUUGGGGAUGUAAUGGAGUUUACCUACAUGUUCUUUCUCCUCUCAUUUCUUUUCUCUUUUAUUUAUUUUGUCUUCUAGGGCUACUAGAGCGGUAAACAAACAUCUUUUUGACAAAGUCUAUGUGGCUAAUCAUAUAUUAUAGUAACCCUCAAUUUUUACGUGUCUUCUAGGGCUACUAGAGCAGUAAACAAACAUCUUUUUGACAAA
Messenger RNA from Glycine soja, 5559 nucleotides. Its product is annotated as protein TIME FOR COFFEE-like. The coding region runs from base 302 to 4915 and encodes 1537 amino acids. Gene Ontology annotation, biological process: regulation of circadian rhythm. The record is from RefSeq and is a predicted model, not a curated record. NCBI's taxonomy places the organism in Eukaryota, Viridiplantae, Streptophyta, Magnoliopsida, Fabales, Fabaceae. The transcript is spliced from 12 exons. Gene Ontology annotation, cellular component: nucleus.